AUGGCUGGUCAAACAGAAGAGAAAGAUAGCGGAAGCUCAAGCGUGAAGCGUGUCAUUCGUCCUGUAAUACCAGCUUUGCCCUUACGCCCUGUGAAGAGACAACCAGCUUCAAAAAAGCACCAAGAUGUGGACCCAGUGGAAGAUGAGCCUCAGCGUGGUACCAGUAUGCCUCUCCUAUCAGGCGGCUGCAGUACACCAGACCGUGCCCUCAAGAUUCAGUUUGGGGAAACGAAGGGAGAUUGCGAACAGGCUGUCCACUACUCUUCAGCAUCAUUCGCCCACACCAGUUCUUCGCUAGAUGUGACUCCUUCUAGCGUGCCAUCGGGUAUGUUUGAGCUAGGGCAGCUUGAGGUGUCAAAUGCUGAAAAAUCUUUGCCAGAUGGAUCGAACAACAACGACACCUUAACACAGGGCAUCUCGUCUAGGACUAGCUCCGCACCACCAACUCUCACCACAUCCUCAGAUUCUCCUCCCCCAACUCAAAAACAAACGCUUCACACACCUGUUGUUCAGCUACCUGCACAAGCCAGCAUAUCUCGCUCUUCUUCCCUCCAAAUCUCCUUUCUCUAUCAAGAAGAAACCGACUCUGCCAGCACAGAAUCCACUCCUGACAGCGAAUCUAAAACGCCUCCUCUAAACUCACAGCCACUGAGUCCACCUGCGAUAGAUCUACUUGACGUCGAACAGAACCAGGCUUUGACUGGAACUGAGUCUACAAAGACAGUACCUGAUCCACUGACCGCCUUUGAGCUAUUCGACCCUGCAAACCCCAUCAUGCCUUCCUAUCCAGCUCGUGCGCACAUCCUGCCAUCAAUGAUGAUUCCCCUCUACAUGUACCUGCUCAGCCUCUUCGAUUACAAGCUUGCAUGUGAUCAGCAGAUCGACGUUCAUGUUCCAGGGCCUUCACCUUUCCAAUUUUCCUUCGAUGCACACAAGGUGAUCAUCUGCCGAUCUCCACUACUAGCAAUGCUGGUACAUUCUAAUGCGAUCAACGGGCUUCAAAACAGCAGCAUCAAUCUCUUCUGGCCUGUCAAUUAUUUCAAUGAAGCUGCAUUCAUCCAAGCUUUCCGACACCUCUACAGCAACGCUAUUCUCAACAGCAAGGACAUCGAGGAAAUGACCUUUGAAGCUCGUACCCGCCCUGCUCCCGACUGGAGAGCUUCUCAACUCAUGUUCACUAUUAGCUACUGGCUCGGAGGAUUGAUUCUACAAGCUGACCCCGUGGUUGAACAAGCCAAGAGCCUCGUACUUAAUCUGCUCAAUUUCGACAUCAUCGGAACCGCAUUGACUGCUGCCACACUCUUGCGUGAUCAUGACUACACCAGGGACGAGCACAACAACGCCAUCGCCAAUCACCAAAGUCUGUACACAGUCGCUGAGACUGUAGGAGUCAGACUUCAAAACAUGAUCUUCGCAUUCAUAGCUGAGAACAUCAUAUUCAAAGACUUUCAGCUCGACACCAACCCCCACCAGACCCUUGUUAGGCCACUUUUCCCCGUCAGACAAGGCCUGAUCGACCACUACCGUCGUCAAGUCCCGGUUCAGACCCUCCAAUUCGGGCAGUUACCUCCUCAGCAAGUCGCCGGUCCAGCCCAACAGUUCAGCAUGGACGACUCCCACACCUCUUACAUCAUGCUCAACGUCCCCUUUUCUGUCCUCAAAGAGGCAGUUCCCGUCAUGAGAGAAGUCGCCGAGGACUGCCUGGUGGACGACGCCUUGGUCAAGGACUUUUUCAAGAAGGUGGUUGCAGAGAGGGAGGUCAGGCGGUGGGUUGCUAACACCGAUAGAACUGUGACCGAUGCGGAGCAGUUCGCGAAUAUGGAUGUCUGGGGGGUGAUUGGGUACGAGGAGACCGUCGAGGACGGUGAGAAUGGGGAGUGGUACUUGUCGGCAGAGUGCUCCGACGGGUGGGCCGCGCGUGGCGGUUAG
This is a messenger RNA of Endocarpon pusillum Z07020, 1929 nucleotides long. RefSeq lists its product as uncharacterized. The record is from RefSeq and is a predicted model, not a curated record. NCBI's taxonomy places the organism in Eukaryota, Fungi, Ascomycota, Eurotiomycetes, Verrucariales, Verrucariaceae. The transcript has 2 exons. Bases 1 to 1929 code for a protein of 642 amino acids.